AUGCCUCAUCUUUCUACGCCGUCACUGUUGUCUCCACCUCAGCAGGCCACCGUGCUGCGCCCAAGCGACCAGUUUGCAGACGCGGGCCGCUGUCGCAGCACGGGAUGCAGGAUUCGACUCUGCUAUAACACCUUCGGUGCGGUAAAGAGCCCGUGCGUGCUACUCGUCAUGGGCCUCGCUUCCCCAGGACUCUUCUGGGAUGAUCAUCUGUGCACGCUGCUCGCGCACUCCGGCCCGUACCACGUCAUCCGCUUCGACAACCGUGACAUCGGUCGCAGCACCCACCUUGACGGCUGCAAGGGUGGUGAAGGUGCGUUGUCGAUGGGCUCAACCAGUUAUCUGCGCUACGCCUACGCGCUGCUGCGUCCAGGCACGCGAACAAUUCGUGAGGUCUACACACUUACUGAUAUGGCAGCCGAUGCAUUUGGCUUGCUCGACGUGUUGGGCAUACACUUCGUCCACCUUGUCGGGUCGUCCAUGGGCGGCAUGAUUGUGCAAAGCAUGGUGUUGAUGCAUCCUGAACGCGUCCUUUCGCAAACACUCAUGUCCACCCACUCGAGCUCGCCCUGCGCGCAGUGGCCAACAAUGCGUGACAUGAUGAGCUUUAUCUCGCUCAUGCCAAAGUCAACGUCGGCCAAGUACGAGAGUCGCAUCGCGCGAGCCAUGAGCCCAGAGGAGCGACAGCGGCUGUGCGCGGAGAGGGAUGCGGAGCGAGUGGCGGUUUACGCGGACAGCUUUUCCAAGCUGCUAGAAAAACUCUCAGGUGACCAGAGCAAGUAUUCAUUCGAUCUUGUCGCAGCGCAGCGGCAGAUGACACGUAUCUUCAAGCGCAGCCUCUAUGUGAAUGGCGGUCCACGCCAGUUUCUGGCGAUGCUGAACGCGCCGUGCCGCGACGACGCGCUGCGACAGCGCAUCACCAGCGUACCGGUAUCGCAAGACAGGGCGGAGGGCAACGAUGACAACAGCAGCAGACAUAAAUCGACCUCUGCGGCCGCGACGCCGUUAUACGUGCCCACCAUCAUCAUCCAGGGUGACUGCGACCCGCUCGUGCCUGCCUCUAACGCGCGCCACCUAGCCUCUGUGAUACCGGGUAGUCACCUGUGCGUGGUGGAGGGCAUGGGCCACACCUUGAUUCCCGCCCUGAGGAACACGUACAUCCGAAUUAUACGUGAUAACGUGCGCGCUGGCGAAGCUGCCGCGAAGUUGCGAGGACGAAAGGCUCAGCUGUCUGCUGCUGCUGUUGGUUCGUCCUCCACGAAGCAACCAGUGACGACCGUCUCACAACUUUAA
Molecule: messenger RNA, 1290 nt
Organism: Leishmania braziliensis MHOM/BR/75/M2904
Lineage: Eukaryota; Euglenozoa; Kinetoplastea; Trypanosomatida; Trypanosomatidae
Product: hydrolase-like protein
Exons: 1
Coding region: 1-1290 (429 amino acids)
Source: RefSeq, a predicted model, not a curated record